This is a messenger RNA of Schizosaccharomyces cryophilus OY26, 1426 nucleotides long. RefSeq names its product cyclophilin family peptidyl-prolyl cis-trans isomerase Wis2. Gene Ontology annotation, biological process: protein peptidyl-prolyl isomerization; protein folding. The transcript has a single exon. The record is from RefSeq and is a predicted model, not a curated record. NCBI's taxonomy places the organism in Eukaryota, Fungi, Ascomycota, Schizosaccharomycetes, Schizosaccharomycetales, Schizosaccharomycetaceae. Gene Ontology annotation, cellular component: intracellular membrane-bounded organelle. Gene Ontology annotation, molecular function: peptidyl-prolyl cis-trans isomerase activity; protein binding. The coding region runs from base 231 to 1301 and encodes 356 amino acids.
CUAGAAGCUUCUUAGAAGAAUCGAUUUCAAAACCAGCUACUGUAUAUAUUUCGUUGGCAAAGCAACCGUUCUUUAGGAAAUCAAUUUAUUGAAUUCAUUAAGCAUUUUAAUUGCAAAAGCAAGGGAAUAAUAACGUUUGAAUUUGAUUAAUUCAUUCUUUAUACAGCAUCGAAGACAUUACAAAGAGACGAAUCACUUUUACACAAGAAAAAUAAGUUAAUUCUCCGAAAAUGAGCACAUUUGCCUACUUUAAAAUUAGCAUUGACAAGAAGGUCCAACCAACUGUCUAUUUUGAGUUGUUCGAAAACGUAGUCCCGAAAACUGCUAAAAACUUUGCCUCGCUUUGUGAUGGGUUUGAAAGAGACGGUCGUACGCUUACUUAUAAGGGCUCUCGUUUUCACCGUGUCAUAAAGCAAUUUAUGCUUCAAGGUGGUGACUUUACGCGUGGUAAUGGAACUGGUGGAGAAAGCAUAUAUGGAGAAAAAUUUGAAGAUGAAAACUUUGAAUUAAAACACGAUAAGCCCUUUUUGUUGUCGAUGGCAAAUGCAGGACCGAACACUAAUGGGUCUCAAUUCUUCAUCACUACUGUUUCUACUCCCCACUUGGACGGUCGACAUGUAGUCUUUGGUCGCGUUGUUGGUGGAAAGUCUACAGUUCGUGCUAUCGAAAAUUUGGACACUAACAAUGAUGACCCUGUUGUCCCAGUUGUCAUUGAAGAGUGCGGUACUUGUAGCAAAGAUCAGAUUGAACCCCCUCAAGCCGAUGUUACAGGUGAUGCUCUUGAGGAAUACCCAGAUGACUAUGAGGGAGACAAAUCCGAGACUUCUAUUUUUAAAAUUGCUACCGAUUUGAAAAAAAUUGGCAAUACUCAGUUUGCUCAACAAAACCUGGAUUUGGCUGUUGCCAAAUGGCAGAAGGCUUUGCGUUAUCUUGCUGAACACCCUGUUCGUAAUGAUGACUCUCAGCAACCUGAUGAGUUUUGGAAGGAAUAUUUCAGUCUGAAGUAUAGUCUUUAUCUUAAUUUGGCUCUUAUUGCUUUGAAGCAAAAUAAUGCCAAGGAGGCUAUCCGCAAUUCCGAUAUUGUUGUUAAUGCCGAUGGUUCUAGUGUAUUAGAAAAACAAAAGGCUUACUACCGCCUUGGAUGCGCCCAUAGCAUUUUGAAGAAUUAUACUGAAGCUGAAGGAUUCUUGUUAAAAGCUGGAAAUGAUGCCGGUGUCACGAAGAAACUUGCUGAAGUUCGUCAACAAAAGCAAGAUUACAAGAAGCGUCAACAAAAGGCAUUUUCUAAGAUGUUCCAGUAAAUUUGGAUCGAUAUAAAAACGAAAUAAUGUCUGGAGUUGAAGGCUAGUUAUGGUUUAUGUUUAAUUUUGGUUUUGUUUUUUUUUUCUUUCUCUUUACGCUAGAUGAUAUUUGAAUAAAUAGGAUG